This is a messenger RNA of Lytechinus pictus (painted urchin), 2930 nucleotides long. RefSeq names its product heparan sulfate glucosamine 3-O-sulfotransferase 1-like. The transcript has 2 exons. The record is from RefSeq and is a predicted model, not a curated record. NCBI's taxonomy places the organism in Eukaryota, Metazoa, Echinodermata, Echinoidea, Temnopleuroida, Toxopneustidae. Bases 642 to 1832 code for a protein of 396 amino acids. Gene Ontology annotation, molecular function: sulfotransferase activity.
AAUAGAGUUGUUUUGUUGCAUCAGUCAGAGGUCUUAGCAAUUUCACGUGGAGGUGUCUUUCUUUAUGAGAACAACUUGUUUAAUUGUCAUUCACAAUUUGUUCCGGAGUUUCUUUUUCUUUGAUAAUCCCCUGUGCAUACACUACUUUACUUUUCAAUGUCCACUCUAGAAUGAUGGGAAUCUUGUACUCAGUAUCACUCGUUGAGUGCCUAUUGUCAUUAUGGAAUAGGGAAUCUUCAAGUGAUUGAGGUGAAACUGGAUGGAUGUUAUUUUUCCACACACAACUUACCAGAACUGAAAACAAUAUUCAUUUAAAGGACAUUAUCUCUUUAUUUUGGGCCCUUUAUCUUAAUUGAUGUGAGACUGCAUGCGAGUUGUAAAAAUGCACAAACCUUGACCUGGUUUACGACUUCUGAAGGAAGAUGUAGUCAAGCGAUCAAGACAUGAGAAUUAAAAAUUUCCAACUUGAAUCCAGUUAUGAAUUGGAAGGAACAUUCUAAAGGUAAUCUUUGCUCAGAGAAGUAGUUGCAUCACUUGGACUAAUUAGAUUGAUCUAUUGUUCCGUAUGAUGAGUUUGUGGACUAUUCUAAAUUCGCCAGUUUGUUUGCUUUAUUUUUGAAAAUAAUAUUGACUUCUGCAGUAUGACAAAGUCAGUUUAUCUGAAGACGACCUGUGCUGGGUUUUUACUUGGCCUCUCUCUGCCUGUUGUCAUAUAUCUUUUCUACCAAAGCAGUGAGAAUGAGAGAUUUCUUCUUCCUCAACCCUCUGUAGUGGAAGGUACCACAUCCAGACAAUCUUCCGUAAAGAAGACUUCCUCAGCAGUGAUGCAGAAAGAUGAAUAUGAAGCCAGCAGCAUCCUUUCAAAAGGAGACGAUAAUUUGUUCAUGGCAGAGCAGGAGCGCAAGGUAUCCAUCAAGAAUCCGACAGAUGGACUCACAAGCUGUCAAAAAAACUCUGACAGGGCCACUGCCAGAAGGUUGAACUGUCGACAGAGACUGCCCAAUGUCAUAGGGCUUGGUGUGCAAAAGUGCGGAACAGGUGCCUUGGCAUUUUUCCUAGCAAGUCAUCCGAAUAUCGCUCACGCCAAACCAGCUGAGAUUCAUUUCUGGACAAGGUAUCCCGACCGAGGCCUUGGUUGGUAUAAAAAGCAGAUGCCCAUCUCCUCAAAGUACCAACUAACGAUGGAGAAAUCACCCAGCUAUUGGGGAGUGGAAGGCGUACCUCAGAUGAUGAAGCGCAAAAUGCCUCCAGAGACCAAGUUCAUUGUGGCCAUCCGUGACCCAGUGAUACGGGCGGUCUCCGGCUAUUUACAUGAGCUGCAAAAAUCACGCUUCAUUUCAAAGAAAAGAGCUAGAGCAUCACGCUUCAUUGACCGGCCAAUCCAGCCAGGUAAACCGGUAAAAGUUCACGCAUUCCUGAAUGAUACUUUCGAAUCUACAGUCAUACGACCUGACGGUAAGCUCAUGUACUACAACUCCAUCAUCGACAGAGGUAUCUACGUCAAGCGCUUCCGUGACUGGCUGAGCGUAUUUCCCCGCGAUCACUUCCUUGUCGUGGACGGCAGCGAGUUGACGGCGAAUCCUUUGUCAGUUCUCCAAGAGGUUGAGGAGUUUCUCGAGCUUCCGAAGUAUUUUGAUGAAUCGAAGGUUUAUUUCAACGCAUCCAAGGGGUUUUAUUGUCUACGUGAUGAGAAGAAGGAAUGCAUGGGGCAGGGGAAAGGAAGGACGCAUCCCAAGAUGAGUGCUGAACUAGAGCAAAGGUUGAGAGAGUUUUAUCACCCGUAUAAUCUUGAGAUGGAAAAACUGGUGGGAAGAAAAUUUUCAUGGGCAUGACAAACACCGAGGACAAUCAUAAACACCCCCCUCUCUCCUCUCACUUUCCCUUCUUACUCUCCCUCUACCUCCCCUCUCGAUCCUCUCUUGACCCUCCCCUCUCGAUCCCCCUCUCCUACCUGCACCCUUCAUUGCCUAUCUCCCCCCUCCCUCCCUGAGACUUCUUGUAUUCAUGCACAAGUAUUAAAUGAUUUCUAUGCUGCACCUGUUAGAUGCAGAGCCAUGCAAUAUAGAAGACCAACGUUUGUUUUUUGAAGCAUUUAUGUUGACGAUGAAAUUUGUUUACUUUAAGAUUUGCAAUAAAUAUAAGUCUACAAGUACCAUCUUUACAUGAAAUUAUCGAAGUGCUGUGCCAAUAUGAACAAAAGUAAUUAUUUUUAUCAUCACAGCUAUACAAUUUCAAGCAUUUGAUUUUACAUAAAAUAGAAUACAAAAUAAAUGAGUUUGUGACAUAUUUGGCUCAUUUACAUAAAGGACCAUGAUGUGGAUGUAUAAAAUUUAUUUUGCGAAAAUAGACAAAUUUUGCAAAUGUCAUAAUCUUUCUCAAGUUAAUAUGUUUAUAAUUCAGUGAUAUGUCUGAACAUUUAUAACUAGGAGUACUUUUGAAUUAAUAUUUUGAGGAAGAUGAUUAAAAGUCUAUGAUUUCUUGGUAUAACCCUAUUUUUUGCUAUUUUCAUGUAAACCAAUGAUGUAAUGUUGGAUUGUGCAAUGUUACUGAAGACAAGUGAUUUUCUUAUUGUCCAUCUGUUUUAAUGAUAUUCUUUUAUGUGUGUUAUGAUUGUUUGAUUUUCAGCAUACUUGAACAUCUAAGGUCUGGUAUCUAUUUAGAUACUAAAUCAAUGGCAAACUUUAAUAUAAAGGAAAUGCAGAAACAGUUCUUGUGUUGUUUCAUAGUGAUACAUAGUGAUAUGUGAUUUGAAAAACAAAGUUUGAAAGAUUUUAAGAUUUGUGUUGGCAUUCUAUAUACUAUUUGUCAUAGAUGGAAUAUAUUAUUUUCAAAUUAACCCUGAAAAGAUUCUGUUUGACACUGAGAAAGUAAGCUUCCUUAUGAAAGAAAUAUAAACAAGUGGAAUGCCUCUGGCCGUCUCACCUGCAUCA